Molecule: messenger RNA, 6630 nt
Organism: Cervus elaphus (red deer)
Lineage: Eukaryota; Metazoa; Chordata; Mammalia; Artiodactyla; Cervidae
Gene: BCDIN3D
Product: BCDIN3 domain containing RNA methyltransferase
Exons: 2
Coding region: 22-900 (292 amino acids)
Biological process (GO): negative regulation of pre-miRNA processing; miRNA metabolic process
Cellular component (GO): cytoplasm
Molecular function (GO): RNA methyltransferase activity; O-methyltransferase activity
Source: RefSeq, a predicted model, not a curated record
ACUGAGGCCAGACUGAGACUAAUGGCGGCGUCCACGGAGCAGGCCACGGGGGGCGUUGAGAAGACCGCGGCGGAAGAGAAACCGCGAGUUCUGGAACCCGGGGCAGCCCCGUUCGGAAAUUUCCCUCAUUAUUCCCGCUUCCACCCUCCAGAGCAACGGCUCCGCCUCCUACCCCCGGAGCUUCUUCGCCGGCUUUUCCCUCAGAGUUCCGAGACAAGGCCGAUCCUGGGACUCGACGUGGGGUGUAACUCCGGGGAUCUGAGUGUGGCUCUGUACAAACAUUUCCUUUCCCUACAUGAUGGGGAGACCUGCUCAGAUGCCUCAAGAGAACUCCAUCUCCUCUGCUGCGACAUAGAUCCUGUCCUGGUGGAACGAGCUGAAAAAGAAUGCCCUUUUCCUGAUGGGUUGACUUUUAUUACCCUGGACUUCAUGAAUCAAAGAACCCGGAAAGUUCUCCUGAGCUCUUUCUUGAGCCAAUUUGGACGCUCAGUUUUUGAUAUUGGCUUCUGCAUGUCAGUAACCAUGUGGAUUCACCUGAACCAUGGGGACCAAGGCCUGUGGGAGUUCCUGGCCCACCUUUCUUCCCUAUGCCGCUACCUCCUUGUGGAGCCACAGCCCUGGAAGUGUUACCGGGCAGCUGCAAGGCGUCUCCGGAAGCUGGGCCUCCAUGAUUUUGACCACUUCCGCUCCCUGGCCAUCCGAGGUGAUAUGGCCAGUCAGAUUGUGCACAUCUUGACCCAGGACCAUGGCAUGGAAUUAGUAUGCUGCUUUGGCAACACCAACUGGGACCGAAGCCUUCUGCUCUUCAGGACAAAACAAGCCACAGAGACUCAUCCGAUCCCUGAGUCACUGAUAGAAGAAGGAAAAGAAAGGAACAGAAUAAGAUUCUGGAGACAGUGAGAUGGGAGGGCGGUAAGACCAGGAUAGAGAUGUUGAAAAGAGUUUUAUAUAAAAAUUAAGUUAAAAAAAAAAUUAAGUUCACUCUCCUUAACUCCUGGUAGUUGGGCAGCCUCCAAACCUGGCAGAAGUUUUGUAAAUGUCCAGGACAUGGAACUAAACAAAUCAUUAUCUGUUCCCCAUUUUGGGGGAUGAUCCCUGAGGAGACUGUAUCUGAGGGGCAAUGACCUGGGCUGUCUGGAAGGAGGUGACCUGGAGAAAGUGCUUCUGGGAUAUGGAAGGGGAUGCUUUUGGUGAUUAUUUAGGAAAACUUAGACAAGGUUAGCCUUAGAAUGUAUCUGUUCCCUGGGCUACUUGAAUCUGAUCUGCCUUCUUCAGGCUUCUUCUAGACUUAUCCUGUCUAUGAGGCAAAACCUCACAAUACAGUCUGGAAUGGAAAGUCAUUAUCCUGUUUAAAGGGGAGCUUUGGUAGGAAAAAUAUCUUUCCAGAGCAGGUCAAGUUUCCAGCAUGCCCAGGCUGAGCACGGCAGUCACAGAUACAGUACUAGCCAAGAUACAUUGACUAGCAUUUACAAUGUGUUUAAAAGAUUUAAAUCAUGAAUUCAAAAUUCAUCUGGUACAAAUGAAUGAAGUGGGAUUGUAUACAGUAUAUACAAUUAUAUAUAAUAAAAGUAACUUGAAUAUGAUUGAGAAUACCCUGUGAAUCUGGAGUAGAAAAGAAACUUCUGCCUUUAACCACUCUACCCUUGGAGGUUUCAGCUCAAGAAAAAGAACCUCACCCAAGCUCAAAGCAGAAAACAUGCCAGUGAGUAAGUUAAUUUAGGACUCUCUUGUCAGGGACCUCUGCCAAAGCACACCAGCAUGAAGACACAUACCACUAUGGGGAUGGGAAUAUACGCAGGGAAGCGUACACAAAAUGCAGCCUGCAGUUGGAUGGCUGUAGCAUCUGUGCUGUGGAACAGGUGUCACUGAUGUCUGACAGGUGUCAAUUUUUAAAACACCCAUGAGUCUAUUCCAAGGGAAAAUGGAAGGUAGAAACAGAUUUGGUGGAGAGAAGACGGAAAAACAAAACACCUAGCUAAGAAGGGAGACUGGAUUGAUGAGUUUAAAAAUCCCUAAGAUCCUGUUUUCAGAGUUGAUGUUAUAAGAGGAAGGAACAGGGAACAAGAGAGUCUGAACCACCAAUUAGAGGUUGGACCUCUUGAAAGAGAAGUUAGGAAAAGUUCCUACUAAGGAAUUUGAACUUUAUGCAUGAGGGAGCAGAAGCCAGAGCAGUCUCUAAAUAAUAGGAGGAUGGAACCAAAACCUUCAUUUAGGAAAACCAGUUUUUCUAUUUUGUGCAGGAUAAUUGUAUGGUUGGUGCCAUUUCCAAUCUCAAUUAGACUCCAAUACUACUUCUCAGUCUUUUUAUAUUGCUGCUUCUGAUCACUUUUACCCUAGUGACUCUUCCAGACUUUUCCCCUCUGCAGGCUUUUGACUCUAUUCCUGCUCCAUUAAUCUACGCAGGUGCCCUAACCACCGCCUAGUGCCAUUUUUGUUUCAGGUGUCAAGAAGUCUUUUCUUGCCCUCAGUCUUGAACCCUUCAUCUUCCCUUGUUUUCACUUCUAACUUACCCAGUAAUGUUUUAUCCAAAUAACCUCUGCCUAAGUCCCUGAUCCCAGCCUAUACUACCUCUCCCAAAGUGUACUUUAUUAAGGAUCCUCUUGGUGUCCUUUGGCCCCAUUGACUCCUUCCUAUCCACCUACCAACAUGUUCAGUUCUCUCUCAUCUUCAAAACCACCAACUUUUCCUUUGUCCUAUCUCCCUCUCCACCUUAUGCAAUCUUUCCCUCCAUCUCUUCACCACCAAACAUGAGCAAAGUCCUUGAAAGAAAGGAUGCCAGAGCCUCUGCUCCCUCCCCUCCCAUUCAUCAGUGACAACCCAAACACCAUAUUCUGAGGUCUGUCUUCAGUCUUCCUCCUGAGCCAUGGAAUCAUUCAACACUAUUGACUCCUUCCUUAUUGAACGACUCGCCCUUGGUUUCUCUGUCAUACCUCUCCCCCUUUAUUCUCUUCCAAUCUCUUAGUUUCUCUCUGUCCUUUAAGCAAUUGGUUCAUAUUUUAAUUUGUAUAAAAAUUACCUGGGACGUCCUAGAUUCAUCUCCAGAAACAGUGAUUCGGGUCAGAAAUGGGGCUUAAGAUUUUGGUUUGAUUUGGGGUUUUGGCACUUUUUUUUUUUUUUUUUUUGCAUUUUUUUUUACUGUGGUAAAAUAAAUGUAACAUAAAAUGUAGUUUUAACUAUACAUUUCUGUGUACAUUCUGUGGCAUUAAAUACAUCCACAAUGAGGAAUCUUUUUAACAAGUACCCAAUAUGAUUCUGAUGCAAGUUGAAACACCACAGUGUAACACUGGGGGUUCCUUAGUAUCCAUCCAGUCCUCUUCUACAUAUUUUUCCUGGGGUGAUUUCCUCUGUUCCAAUACCUUUAACAACUGCCUAUACACUAAUAACCCCCAAUAGUUAUAAGCCCCACCUUCACAGUUCCAGAUUAAUAUUUCUCUGUUUUGUAGUCACAUUCCCUUGAUGGCUCAGACGGUAAAGAAUCUGCCUGCAAUGCAGGAGACCCGGGUUCAGUCUCUGGAUCAGGAAGAUCCCCUGGAGAAGGGAAUGGCAACCCACUCCAGUAUUCUUGCCUGGAGAAUUCCACAGAGGGGCCUGGCAGGCUACAGUCUAUGGGGUAACAAAGAGUCGGACAUGACUGAGUAACUAACACUUUUCCCUAGAUAGUUAUCUGGCACCUCAAAUCCAACAUAUCCCAAAAGCAAACUCACUACCUUUAUUCCAAACCUAAUCCUAUCUCAAUUGUUGGCAUCCUCUCAUUGCUUAAGCUACAAAUUUCAGUUAAUUCUCCUCAUUUAUACUUCCCACAUUGAAAUACAGCCCAGUAAAUUCUACCAGUAAUAUGUAAGUUCCACUUAUUCCAUCCAUGUGACUGGUGCCUACCAAAGGUUUCCAGGUACAUCUUCAGUGGUUUCCAGGUACUUAGAGUCUUGUCCAUUAUCCAGUGUCUAACGACUACUAUUCAAUAAGGUAGCUGCUUGCUAUUUAAAUUAAAUAAAAUGAAAUAAAAUUUAAAAUUCAGCUCCUCAGUUCUGUUGGCCACAUUUCAGGUGUUCAGUGGCCAUAUGUGACUAGUGACUAGAUUAUUGGACAGCACAGAUAUAGAAUAUUCCCAUUGUUGCCGAAAGUUCUGUAGGACAGUGCUAGUCUUCAUGCCUUUCCUCCAUACAUCAGUCAUACUGAAAUGAACUUCAUAGCACAAAUUCCUCCUUGCCUUUGCUCUCCCCUCCUCUUCCACUUUGCAGUGUGGUUCAACUGUUUGUCCUAAAAGAUGGCUCAGAUGUUACAUUUUCUCAGAAAUCUUCCCCAACUACUAUAGUACUUACAUUUGUUACUAUACUCUAGUGAGGACUUUGCAUGGAAGCCUCUAUUACAGUGUUUACCUCAUCGUACUAUAAUUGUUUUGAUGCCUCUUCCUCAUCACCAGGAGACUGAGCUCCUCAAGCUCAACUUAUUUUUGCAUAGCCCUAACUCAAUGUCUGACACAUGGUAGGCAGCCAGGAAUUACUUGUUGAAUGAAGAUAUGAGUGAACAAAAGAGAAAUACACCAGAAUUCAAGUACUGAGAAGAAAAGGGAGACCUAUGAAUGAGCAAAAGACUAUCCAGGAUACUGUAAAAAUGGGGAAACUAGAAAGUUGAGAGGAGAAUAUGCUUAGCCUUUGGCAUGGAUUUUUGAGUAAUGUUUCCCAAAUAUACAUCUGAGAUAAGAUGUUCAUUCCAAGGCCUUCUUUAUUGAUAGUUUGGAAGAGAGCAGCAAAUAAAGACUAGAUACAAAAAUUUGGAAGUCAUUCACAUAGAAUGAUUAAGAUUUAAUGAGUAGUAAAUUCCAAAAAUAGGUGGAUGUAAUAGGGGACAAGAUCCUAGGUUUGAGGGCUGCUAAUAGUUUUUGAGUGAGGAAAAUAAGGAACAACCAAAAGAGGUCUGGUUAGAAACAGGAAAAAAAGAAAACAGAAAAAGAUAAUACAGGACCAUGUGCCAGACAACAUAAAUUUUUAAAUCCUGAACCCUAUGGGAUAGAUACUAUUAUUAUCCUCAUUUUGCAGAUGUGGGAACUGAAGCAUACACAAGUUAAGUGACUCCCAAGGUCACACACCUUGUAAGCGGCAGAGCUGGGCUUUGAACCUAGGCAGUGUAGUUGCAGAGACUGGGCCUUGACUACUAUGCCUUGAAAUGUCACAGAAAUCAAGACUGAGAAGAGAUUCCCAGAAAACAGUGUAAAAGAGCAUAUGCUUUGGAGUUAUUAUGCUGCUUCAAAUUAUGUGUUCAGACCUGGGAAUAAGAGACCCAGCCAGGCCACUCUUAGGUAUGCCUGAUGUUCUUAGAAUUUCCCUCACAGAAAUCAGGCCUAAUUCUAGGUUUAAUACCUAGUAGUAGCCCUGCUGCUGCCGCCUUCCAAUUAAAUAAGCACAUUUUGCAGGCAUAGACACCCUGAUAGGUCUCCGUAAGUGCUAACUACCCUCACUGUGCUCUUGACUUGCCAGCAUCCAUAACCUUUCCCUGAAUUUCUGAAACAUCCAAUCUGCCCCUAGCUUUGACUUCUGGAUAGGACCUCCAAAAGUGGGUUUCAUGCUAAGGAAGUAGGGAUUCUAAGGCCUACUCCAGGAUGUAUUAAAAUCCAAAAGUCAGAGCCUUCUCAGCAAUCUGGCAUCAAGUGUGGCCUAGGAACAGUGCAGUGGAAAGAACAUCAGGUUUGGAAGGAGGCUCUGCCAGUAACUCAUUGUAUAACCACCCUAUUCAAUUCAUUUAACCUCUCUGAGCUUCAGUUUACUCAUCUGUACAACUGAAAUAACCAGGCCUUUUUCCUAUGCCCAGAUGAGCUAAACGAUAUGAAAGUAAUUGGCAGAAUAUGGUUAUGGUUAAACCAAAGUGCUAUUAUCUUCUAAGCAUGCUAUGGAUCACAACCAUGCCUGUUAGAUCAAAGGCUUAUGAGAAAAACAUCUCGUCUCUAGAAAACAUGCAUCUUACUAUUUCGAAUAAUUUGUUUUUUAAGAUGAGGAAGUAAUAGGAGUAUAGCUUCAGCUUACAGAACAUUUUAUAGGAAGCAAUGCUGGGAGGGAGUGAUCGUUAUGACGGUCGCGCAGUGAUAGCAGUGAUUACAGAUGUGAGUUUACCUACUUCUCUGCUGAUCUUAAUUUAAGAACACUUUGCAGCCCUGUGACCCUGCUGCUGCUCUCUCCCUUCACCAAGGCAAGGUGAAGAAAUAUAUAUGGGGCUGUGGCAGGCUGCAUAUUGGUCGUCUGAAAUGUCCACAUCCUAAUUAAUCCCUGAGACCUGUGGUUGCUACCUUCCAUAGCAAAAGGGACUUUGUAGAUGUGUACAGAUGUGUUGAGUAAGAAUUUUGAUUAAGGAUUUUGAGAUCAAGAGAUUAAUCCCGGUUAUCAGAGUUGGCCCUAAAUGUAAUCCUAAGUGUCCUUAAAGAGGGAGGCAAAGGGAGAUUUGACCACAGUAGGUGGAAUGACAGAAGCAAGAAGUCCGAGUGAUGUAAGGAAGGACUGGGAGCCAAGAAAUGAAGUUAGAAAAGGCAAGGAAGUUGAUUCCUCCCAGAAGCCUCCAAAAGGAAUGCUGCCCUGCCAAUACCUUGAUUUUAGACUUCUGACCUCCAGAACUGUAAGAGAAUAAAUUUGUGUUGUUUUUAAA